CGGGUCGGGUCGGUGCUAGCUGACGAAGACUCCCAUUAAAUAAUAGAGUUAGAUGCAUGCACUCUCACCUCUUUGCCAAUCCCAUUUUCCAGCCACAAAAACUAUUUUUGUUGAUUGAGUUUCUUGAUUCUUGAAUUUGGGAAAAAUGGAUGCAGUGUGUGUGAGUAGGUACCACAGCCACCAGCCCAGCGAGCAUCAGUGCUCUUCUUGCGUGAUGAACCACAUCAAGGCGCCAGUUGACAUUGUUUGGUCGUUGGUUAGGAGGUUCGAUCAGCCACAAAAGUACAAGCCCUUUGUUAGCCGGUGCAUUGUGCAAGGUGAUCUGAAGAUUGGAAGUGUUAGAGAGGUCAAUGUGAAGUCGGGUCUCCCUGCAACGACGAGCACCGAGAGGUUGGAAAUGCUCGAUGAUCAAGAACACAUACUUGGGGUCAAGUUUGUUGGUGGUGAUCAUAGACUUAAGAAUUACUCAUCGAUAAUCACAGUCCAUCCCGAUGUAAUUGAUGGGAGGGUGGGGACAAAAGUGAUCGAAUCAUUCGUUGUGGAUGUGCCGGAUGGGAAUACUCAAGACGAAACAUGCUACUUCGUGAAAGCCCUGAUCAACUGCAACCUCAAGUCUUUGGCUGAUGUCUCGGAGAGAAUGGCGAUGAGAGGACUAGUUUCAACCAGCCGGCCACCCAGUCUUCGUUGAUAAUAAAAUGCAGACGGCGCCAUUUCAAGAUGGCCUUCGGGGACGUCUUGUUGUGCCUGUAUGUUUUUUUUGAUGGAGCAAGUUAUUGUUAGCAGAUGAAGAAUGUAUCCAUGUACAAAGCAUCUCCUGCUAUUUGCAAAUGGCUGUGUAGAUGUAUAUGUAUAUAUAUAUAUGUGUUAUGUACUGUAUGAUGAAUCCGCGAA
Molecule: messenger RNA, 891 nt
Organism: Salvia splendens (bonfire salvia)
Lineage: Eukaryota; Viridiplantae; Streptophyta; Magnoliopsida; Lamiales; Lamiaceae
Product: abscisic acid receptor PYL5
Exons: 3
Coding region: 146-688 (180 amino acids)
Biological process (GO): abscisic acid-activated signaling pathway
Cellular component (GO): nucleus; cytoplasm
Molecular function (GO): signaling receptor activity; abscisic acid binding; protein phosphatase inhibitor activity
Source: RefSeq, a predicted model, not a curated record